AUGAUUAGAUUAGAGAAAGUAAAUCUCCGAAGCUUGAGAAGUAUUGCCAAGAUCAUAGGGACAAUCGUGUGCGUUGCUGGAGCUGUUGCCACAGCAUUGCUUAGAGGCCCAAAGCUACUGAACACAGAAUUGCUACCAACAAAACGUGUCUUUGGCUCCGAAUCUGAGAAUUGGUUGUUGGGUUGUCUGCUAUGCUUCGGAAGCAGUUGUUGCUGGUCACUUUGGCUAAUUUUGCAGGGGGUUAUAGGCUCAGGGUUUUCCUUCUUUGUUCAAGCCUGGUGCAUUUCACAAAGAGGACCACUGUUCAGUGCUUUGUUCAAUCCUCUAUGCACGGUUAUAGUGACCAUAUUUGCAGCUAUAUUUCUGCAUGAAGAGAUCUACACUGGAAGCUUGUUAGGUGCUGCUGGUGUGAUAAUUGGAUUAUAUAUUGUGCUAUGGGGCAAGGCCACAGACAAUGAAGAGUUGAAUGCAGAGAUAGAGCCAAUAUCACAAAAUGAUCAAAUAGAGAGUGUUCAAGUCUUCAUGGAUGAAUCAAUAGAGAAGACAAUCUGUAGAAUUAAUUUGCAAGAACCCCUUUUGUCCACAAAGAAUUGA
Molecule: messenger RNA, 594 nt
Organism: Ilex paraguariensis (yerba mate)
Lineage: Eukaryota; Viridiplantae; Streptophyta; Magnoliopsida; Aquifoliales; Aquifoliaceae
Source: the annotation of a GenBank genome assembly